GAACGGAGAUCGGUGCGUGACUCUCCGUGCGCUAUGCGGAUCUCUAUAUCUCUAUAUCUCGGCGGUUUAGCUGCUCGACUGGUAAUCAGAAGGUUGUUGGUUCAUACCCCACCCAGAGGCAAGGCUCUCAAGCCUCCAUCGCAAAAUGUGAACGUGCAGUCACAGGUGAAAAGAAGCGGAAGGAAGCAAGGAUCUGAGGAGCUCACCGAGGAACUGAAGAUGGGUCCUGUUCUGCAGAGAGAGGACGUCCAGGAAUUGGACAUCAGACCCGAACAUCUAGAGAAGCUGCGAGCCCCUCAGCCCCCGAAGGAUUCCCAGAAACCCAGACCAACGACCCGUGUGCUGGUCCGGAAGACACGCCCCUCUGACGAAGACCACCCUGGUAGAAGGGUCACCGUGGCGAGACCUCUCCCGCCGGACACUGCACCCGAGCCACUGGAUUAUACAGGGCCAGGAGGGCCACGCUUCGACAGCCAGGGCAUGGUCCUACCGCACAGCAUUCUGGGAAGCAUGGAGGACUUCCGAAUAGAGAUGGAAGCCCGAGGAGAGACGGAGCUUGUUAGGAGAAUCCCCGACGGGGCAGAGCAGCGCCCCCCGGAGGUCGAAGGAAGGACCAGGUCUCCCCACAGUCAUGAGCAGGAGUCGCAGGGCCACGCCCUUCUGAACUGGUCCUGUCACAUGGCGGAGAGACGAAGGCAGCAGGACUUUAUCGCCAAGUUGCUGCAGAAGCCGGUGGAGGACCUGCUGAUGAACCAGUCCAGCAGAUUCCGAGAGACUCAGGAGCUGAGGGAGCUGAUCGGCCGAGGACUUCCCGCUCUUCACCACGGACACGGCGCCCGGGUGGGCAGCGAGUUCUGGAGCGUACCGCAGCGCCUCGGGGACGAACUGAGCGGAAUCACGGCCACCCUGAUCCGGGCGCAGAGAGGCAACUGGCAACCCGUCGCUCGCAUCACGCAGCCGCAGAGCACACGCCUGGAGUCAGGCAAUUUCGAGGGUUCGACCAGCCGGGCGUGGAGUCGCAGUCAGUACCUGAAUGAUCUGCAGCAUGAACUCCAGAGUGUGCUGACCGACCAGCCGUUCAGUACACCCGAUUUGGACGGGUUGGAGAUCGUGGGUUCCAGUCGGCCCUUCACAUCUCGGUCGGCGGAGUCUUUACCUUCUCUUCUGGAAGGAAAACAGGAAGAGGAGAUGAUGCAACCUGAUGAAGAGUACGGCAAAGAGAACGAGGACCCGCUGGCACCGUUUGAUGACGUGGUCCUGGACGUCGAGCUGCUGCCCGCUCUCAGGAUUGGCGGCCAACUUGCCCUCUGGACCGGCGGAGCCGCCUCGUACCAGGGAGAGGUCGGCGUCUGCGCCAGGCUGACGUUCGAGGCAGCGGUCGGGACCCAGGUGAGCGCAGAUCUUGAGCUGAAAAACGAGGGCAGCACCGCCAUCUACUACAGCUGGCAGAGACUGGCACUGCCACACAGCUUUCCUGAAGCCAGAAGACCCACAUGGUCACAACACUUCUAUUUUAACAGUGCUACAGCGGCGAUACUGCCGGGCGACACCGUGCGGAUAGCGUUCACCUUCAAGAGCGGCUCGCCGGGAAUCGCGAGGGAGACGUGGCUGCUCCAUACGCACCCCGUACUGAUGGGCGGCGCCCCGCUGCAGGUCACGCUGAGGGGCGUGGCUCUGGACCAGGACCAGACUACAGACCAGAGAGCCGCAAUAGAGGCGGAGCUAGAGCGACGGAUGGCCGCGUCGGUGUGUAAGUCAGUAAUGUGUGAACUGCUACGCGGGGUUCAAACACCAGAGAGGCCGAGCUCACCGAUUCAGCUUGAUACCACGGAGGAGGAUGAAUUUAACGCCAACAAUCCUAUCCUGCACUACCAUAGUGAGCCAGUGGAGGCGCUAAAGAGAUUGUGGGAGCAGGCUAAAGGGUCAGGAUCUGAACAAACACCAGUAGUCCCAGAAGUUCCAGUCUGGGAUCUCUCCAUGAGCACUCUCCGCCAGGUCAUACUGUCUCUACCAUCAGAAGAUGCGCUGGCAAAAGAGGAAGGUGCCAGUCUGUACCUGGAAGAGGCUCUGAGCCAGUACAACACACUGAUCAUGCAGCUCCUCCAACCACAGCCCAACCCUGUCCCACUCGGGGUGCACGCUAUAGGACUGCAGUUAUGGAGGGAGCUGUUGGACGGCCUAGCCGGCGAGGCUCUGCGGCUCAGACGCUCGAUGGGACUGCCCGAGAAUGACAGUUGGGCGGACACCCAGCACGAGCAGGACGGCUGGGAGCAGGAACAGAAGGAGGAGAAGAUGGAGAGAAAUGCAACACCACCAGUUAAAGAUGACAAGAAAGCUGGGACUGUCAAGGAGAAAGUGGAGAAGAAAGCGGUCAAACCUGCAGCCAAACCGACAGGCAAGCAGGCAGCCAAGGAAAAACCGACGGAGGAACAGAGUGGCAGCAGGAAGAAGCUGAAGGAUGAGAAGAAAGCAACAAAAUUAGGGAAGGAGGCGAGCAGAGAGGCGUCCCCCGUCCCACCCAGUCCGGAGCCCGAGAGAACAGAGAGUCCUCAGCUGAAGCACGACGCAAUUAACCCUCAGCUGAAGCAGGACACAGUUAACCCUCAGCUGCAGCUACAAUACACACGAUCGCUGCACAAACAGGUCUACAUGCUGAUGGAGACGAUGAUCAAUUCUUUAUGUGACCUGUUCGACGAAGCUCAACAAAUCCAAGAAUUUAAUCCUUAAUGUUUCAUGCUGAAAAUCUAAAAAUAAAAAUAAAAAAACUCCGCUCACUGGA
This is a messenger RNA of Trichomycterus rosablanca, 2779 nucleotides long. RefSeq names its product mycbp associated protein (gene mycbpap). NCBI's taxonomy places the organism in Eukaryota, Metazoa, Chordata, Actinopteri, Siluriformes, Trichomycteridae. The coding region runs from base 34 to 2727 and encodes 897 amino acids. The record is from RefSeq and is a predicted model, not a curated record. The transcript is spliced from 19 exons.